AUGACGUAUCAAAGUGAGAUGUCAGACAAAGAUGUGGAAGAAGUGAAGCGACGGCAGCACUCCCUUGCAUUCAGCUCAGCCGGAGCCCAAGCUCAGACCUAUCAUGUCAGCUUUGAGACGUUGGCUGAGUGCCAGAGAUGGCAGCGACAAGCAUCCAAGGUGGUGUCCCAGCGAAUCAGCACUGUUGACCUGUCCUGUUACAGCCUUGAGGAGGUUCCUGAGCAUCUCUUCUACAGUCAAGAUAUCACCUACCUCAAUUUGCGACACAACUUCAUGCAGUUGGAAAGACCUGGGGGCCUUGACACUCUUUACAGAUUUUCUCAGCUAAAGGGCCUGAACUUGUCCCAUAAUAAACUUGGGUUGUUUCCUGUAUUGUUAUGUGAGAUUUCUACCCUGACUGAGCUGAACCUCUCCUGUAACGGAUUUCAUGACCUGCCAAGUCAGGUUGGCAGUCUACUAAAUCUUCAAACCCUCUGUCUUGAUGGCAACUUUCUGACGACUUUACCGGAAGAAUUGGGAAAUCUGCAACAGCUUUCUUCCCUGGGAAUUUCCUUUAAUAACUUUAGUCAAAUUCCUGAGGUUUAUGAGAAACUCACUAUGUUAGAUAAAGUGGUGAUGGCAGGAAAUCGCCUGGAAGUCCUAAACCUUGGGGUGCUGAACAGGAUGAGCCAUAUCAAACACGUGGAUUUAAGGAUGAACCAUUUGAAAACGAUGGUUACUGAAAAUCUGGAGGGAAAUAAGUACAUCACCCACAUGGAUUUGCGGGACAAUCAACUGGCUGACUUAGAUCUUAGCUCCUUAUGUAGCUUGGAGCAGCUUCACUGUGAACGGAACCAGCUGAGAGAGCUGACACUCAGUGGCUUCUCCCUGCGAACCCUCUACGCCAGUUCCAACAGGCUGACAGCAGUGAAUGUCUAUCCAGUACCCAGUCAACUCACUUCUCUAGAACUUUCCCGAAAUCUGCUAGAGUGUGUCCCUGACUGGGCCUGUGAAGCAAAGAAGAUGGAAAUAUUAGAUGUGAGCUAUAAUCUUCUGACAGAGGUUCCCAUGAGAAUCCUUAGUAGCUUGAGUCUCAGAAAGCUGAUGGCGGGGCACAACCAGGUGCAGAGCCUGCCAGAGCUGGUGGAGCACAUCCCUCUCGAGGCGCUGGAUAUUCAGCAUAACCUACUCACCAGGCUGCCAGAUACGCUCUUCUCCAAGGCCUUAAAUCUCAGAUACUUGAAUGCCUCUGCAAACAGUCUAGAGUCUUUGCCGUCUGCUGGCGCAGGCGAGGAGAGUCUGAGUGCUCUGCAGCUGCUCUACCUGACCAACAACCUCCUGACAGACCAGUGUGUGCCUGUUUUGGUGGGCCACCCACACCUGCGAAUCUUGCAUCUUGCCAACAACCAGCUACAGACCUUUCCUGCAAGGUAA
This is a messenger RNA of Leptonychotes weddellii (Weddell seal), 1413 nucleotides long. The record is from RefSeq and is a predicted model, not a curated record. NCBI's taxonomy places the organism in Eukaryota, Metazoa, Chordata, Mammalia, Carnivora, Phocidae.